AAGCGGCGCCGCCGGCCCGCCCGACGCCGGCACAGCGUCCCGAAUUUGAUACAUGAUAAGCUGAUCUACAAAGACUGAGGUUUUAUCUGACUAAGUCACUGAAGUCAUCCCAGAAGAUCUGCAUCCGGUGCAUUUGGCAUAGUGUCUGAGACUGACUAACCCAAGAGAUCACAAUGAUCCUCAACUCUUCCACCGAAGAUGGUAUUAAAAGAAUCCAAGAUGAUUGUCCCAAAGCUGGAAGGCACAAUUACAUAUUCAUCAUGAUCCCUACUUUAUAUAGUAUUAUCUUUGUGGUGGGGAUAUUUGGAAACAGCUUGGUGGUGAUUGUCAUUUACUUUUACAUGAAACUGAAGACUGUGGCCAGUGUUUUUCUUUUGAAUUUAGCUCUGGCUGACUUAUGCUUUUUACUGACCUUGCCACUGUGGGCUGUCUACACUGCUAUGGAAUACCGCUGGCCCUUCGGCAAUUACCUGUGUAAGAUCGCUUCAGCCAGCGUCAGUUUCAACCUCUAUGCCAGUGUGUUUCUCCUCACAUGUCUAAGCAUUGACCGCUACCUGGCUAUUGUUCACCCAAUGAAGUCCCGCCUCCGGCGCACGAUGCUUGUGGCCAAAGUCACCUGCAUCGUUAUUUGGCUGCUGGCAGGUUUGGCCAGUUUGCCAACUAUAAUCCACCGCAAUGUAUUUUUCAUUGAGAAUACCAAUAUCACAGUUUGUGCUUUCCAUUAUGAAUCCCAAAAUUCUACCCUCCCGGUAGGGUUGGGCCUCACCAAGAAUAUAUUGGGAUUCUUGUUUCCUUUUCUGAUCAUUCUUACAAGCUACACUCUUAUUUGGAAGACCCUCAAGAAGGCUUAUGAAAUUCAGAAGAACAAACCAAGAAAAGAUGACAUUUUCAAGAUAAUUUUGGCAAUCGUGCUUUUCUUUUUCUUUUCCUGGGUUCCGCACCAGAUAUUCACUUUUAUGGAUGUGUUAAUUCAGUUGGGCCUCAUCCGUGACUGUAAAAUUGAAGAUAUUGUUGACACAGCCAUGCCCAUCACUAUUUGCUUGGCUUAUUUUAACAAUUGCCUGAAUCCUCUCUUUUAUGGCUUUCUAGGGAAAAAAUUUAAAAAAUAUUUUCUACAGCUUCUGAAAUACAUUCCCCCAAAGACCAAAUCCCACUCAAACCUGUCCACAAAAAUGAGCACACUCUCCUACCGCCCCUCAGAAAAUGGAAACUCUUCUACCAAGAAGCCUGCCCCAUGCCUUGAGGUUGAGUGACACCCUUGAAACCUGUCUGCGAAGUCACCUUAAAGAAGGAGCAAGAAAAGCAUUCUUGUACAACACCUCACUGCCGAAUGAGCAUGGGCUACAUUUCAGAAUUAAAGGAGAAAUAGAUCAUGUGGACUGAACUGAGGCAUCUACAGCUCUGAGC
Odocoileus virginianus texanus is the source of this 1407-nucleotide messenger RNA. RefSeq names its product angiotensin II receptor type 1 (gene AGTR1). The record is from RefSeq and is a predicted model, not a curated record. Gene Ontology annotation, biological process: regulation of vasoconstriction; cell chemotaxis; neurogenesis. Gene Ontology annotation, cellular component: membrane; external side of plasma membrane. Lineage: Eukaryota; Metazoa; Chordata; Mammalia; Artiodactyla; Cervidae. Gene Ontology annotation, molecular function: C-C chemokine binding; C-C chemokine receptor activity; angiotensin type II receptor activity.